Molecule: messenger RNA, 471 nt
Organism: Exophiala aquamarina CBS 119918
Lineage: Eukaryota; Fungi; Ascomycota; Eurotiomycetes; Chaetothyriales; Herpotrichiellaceae
Exons: 1
Coding region: 1-471 (156 amino acids)
Source: RefSeq, a predicted model, not a curated record
AUGUCGCUCAAACGAAAAGCGUCCGCUCUCGAAGAACCUGUUACCGAUCAUGCCACGAAUCGGAACCCAACAGCUGCUUCGUCAUCAUCACCAUCAUCAUCAUUAUCAUCUGUGUCGCCUACUUCGUCAUUGAGCUCGUUCUCAACGAGCUCCAGUGAGCAUAUCGGAUACCGCGAUGCCUGGCACGUCGGAUAUGUCCCUUACCUGAAUUCUCGUACUUUGAAGAGAUAUCGCGACAACCGACCCGCCCAGGACCAAAUCCACGAUCACACGCUGAAAAAGCUGUACGAAGCCCAACGGUUACACCUCGACGAGGCAAUGCCAUUGUCUGAGGCUCUACCAGAAGAGGAAGUGUCAGUUGAGGACAUUGAGAUGGAUGAUGUGCCUGUGGUUUGUUCAGGAACGGACUCUCUGAAGCAAAAAACCUUGGAGAGCUUUUUCAACAUUCAGCCCAAUACGGUCGCCGGCUAG